Molecule: messenger RNA, 1083 nt
Organism: Recurvomyces mirabilis
Lineage: Eukaryota; Fungi; Ascomycota; Dothideomycetes; Mycosphaerellales; Teratosphaeriaceae
Exons: 2
Coding region: 1-1083 (360 amino acids)
Cellular component (GO): cytoplasm
Molecular function (GO): zinc ion binding; alcohol dehydrogenase (NAD+) activity
Source: RefSeq, a predicted model, not a curated record
AUGACCCUCCCAACAACCCAACAAGCCGCCGUCCGCUCCGGCACAGGCUCCACAGCCACCGCCCCCCUCCAAACCAUCCCCGGCCCACCCCAACCAGGCCCCAACCAAAUCCUCGUAAAAAUCGCCUGGACCGGCCUCUGCGCCUCGGACAAAUCCCUCCUCCACGACGAAUGGGCUGCCUUCGGCGUAAGCAUGAAAGACACGACCCAAGGAAUCGCCGGCCACGAAGGCGCCGGGGAAGUCGUAGCCGUAGGGUCCGGAGUGGCGAAUCUUUGGAAAAUAGGAGAUCGUGCCGGAGUGAAAUGGGUCGUUUCGACAUGUCGAGAGUGCGAGUUCUGUACCAAUGGCACGGAUGAGUUACACUGUCCCAAGCAAUUGAAUAGUGGGUUUACCAUCGCGGGGACUUUUCAGGAGUAUUGUCUAACCGACGGCCACUACGCCACCCACAUCCCCCCCGGCGUCAGCGACGAAGAAGCAGGCCCCAUAAUGUGCGGCGGCGUAACAGCCUACACAGCCUGUAAACGCUCCGCCGUUCGCCCCGGCCAAUGGAUCAUCAUGAUAGGCGCCGGUGGCGGCCUGGGCCACUUCGGCGUCCAAUACGCCAAAGCGAUGGGGAUGCGCAUAAUCGGAAUUGACGGCGGGGUGGAAAAAGGCAAAUUGUGUAAAGAUUUGGGGUGUGACGCCUUUAUUGAUUUCACCGAGAGUGAAGAUAUCGCAGUGGAGAUUGUGAAACUCACGACGUAUGGUGCUCAUGGUGUGAUUGUCUUCGCUGCUUCGAAGGGGGGUUAUGCGAUGGCGCCUUCGUUAUUGAGACCGGGGGGGACGAUGGUGAGUGUCGGGCUACCGCAGGAUCCUACUGUAGUGGCAGGGGCACCACCGAUUUUGCUUGCCAUGAAGCGGAUACAAGUUGUUGGGUCGGUGACAGGGACGUUGAAGGAUGUGGAGGAAGCGCUGGACUUUACUGCUCGAGGACUGGUACAUCCGAUCCUGACCAAGGGCACGCUGGCAGAUGUGGAUAAAUUCUGUUCGUUGAUGGCGGACGGCAAACUGCCAGGCCGGGCUGUGCUAAGGGUAGCCGCAUAG